AUUAACGCUGAUAACCCCGUCAAUUUCAAAUACAUAAUUUAUAUUGAUCUUUGUGGUGAAGCUCUUUGUAGUAUUUGUGCCUCGCACUAGUUAGUUGCCACGUUUGAAUAGUUCUGUAUCUAUAUAUUUCGAGUGAGAAUGCCGGAUAAACGUUCUAUAUCUUUGCUGAGUACAUAUUUAGCAACCCUUUCAACUGUAGGGUUGGGCUUGUCAAUAUACAGCUAUUAUGUAGAGGCCAGAGUAGAGUUAGAGGAUGAUUACACAGCUAUGUGCGAUAUAAAUGAACAUAUUUCGUGCAGUAAAGUGUUCAAAUCUCCUUAUGGCAAAGGAUUCGGUUUUUUCCCCGAGGAUUCAAUUUUCCACGUGCCCAACAGCAUAUUUGGAAUUCCCUUUUACAGUCUCAUGAUUGUCUUAGCAUAUUCCCCUUCAGUGGCUAUAACUAAAUUCGUCUUCGCAAACGUUCUGUUAUCCAACUGCUUGACGCCAUACCUCGCCUACUUGCUCUACUUUGUCCUUCAGGAUGUUUGCGUAGUGUGUGUCACCGUUUAUGUUGUGAAUGCCCUCUCCUUAUUUGUAUCGUAUAAGAAACUAUUGUUGUUGACUUCCAGUGUCGAGAAGUCUGAAAGACCUGCAAAGAAACGCAAUUAAAGAUAAGAUAACUGA
Coccinella septempunctata (seven-spotted ladybird) is the source of this 663-nucleotide messenger RNA. RefSeq names its product vitamin K epoxide reductase complex subunit 1-like protein 1 (gene Vkor). The transcript is spliced from 3 exons. The record is from RefSeq and is a predicted model, not a curated record. Gene Ontology annotation, biological process: vitamin K metabolic process; peptidyl-glutamic acid carboxylation. The coding region runs from base 139 to 648 and encodes 169 amino acids. Gene Ontology annotation, molecular function: vitamin-K-epoxide reductase (warfarin-sensitive) activity. NCBI's taxonomy places the organism in Eukaryota, Metazoa, Arthropoda, Insecta, Coleoptera, Coccinellidae.